Molecule: messenger RNA, 6055 nt
Organism: Myxocyprinus asiaticus (Chinese sucker)
Lineage: Eukaryota; Metazoa; Chordata; Actinopteri; Cypriniformes; Catostomidae
Gene: sec31b
Product: SEC31 homolog B, COPII coat complex component
Exons: 22
Coding region: 2747-5926 (1059 amino acids)
Biological process (GO): intracellular protein transport; endoplasmic reticulum to Golgi vesicle-mediated transport; COPII-coated vesicle cargo loading
Cellular component (GO): COPII vesicle coat; endoplasmic reticulum exit site
Molecular function (GO): structural molecule activity; protein binding
Source: RefSeq, a predicted model, not a curated record
GUAGGAUUUUCAUGUCUAAUGUAUUGUAAAUGUUUCAAAUUGUAUAAUAUACUUGUGCCUCUUAAAAUACAACUAAAAUAAUUUGAGGAUAAUUUUUAUUUUAGUUAGUUGAGUUUUUGAGCUAUGAAAAAGUGUUUUAGUUAACCAUGUUAGUUUUUAUUUUUAUUUCAGUUAACGAAAAACUUUUCAUUUUAGUUUUUGGUAACAAAAAUAACACCGAUUCCCCAGAAGAGAAAGACUGUAGAUGUUAAAGGCGUAUCUUUGCUAAGCGUUUAUUUUGUCCACUUUUAGGAGCAUGCUAGCAUAUAAAUGACUUCAAAGCUUACAGACAUGAACAUAAAGCCACAAAAUAACAAUUUUGAUUUGCUGAGGUAUUUAAAUGUUCCUUUUGUGUUGUCAUAGCAUCAUUUCAUAUGAAAGUGAAUGUAUUUGUCUUUCUGUUCCUUUAGCUCUGUGAGGUAAGAGGAAGUUGCUGGUGAAGGUGGGGUGUGUGUUUGAUGUUUUGGUGUGUUUUUGGUUCAUGGCGGUUUGGGUUUAGUAUAGUCUUACCUUUUUACUAACAUGUCUUUCUAGCCCUCAGAUUUGUUGCUUUAUACAACAGUUAGUUCUGGUCCUGAUCUGACUUGACAAUUGUUUGAGGGUUGUUGAUUGUUUAAAGAACUGUUGUAUAAAAGCAAUAUCACACUUCCAAUCAACCUGCAACCCAAUCACAGCUGAGCUGAUAUUCAGUACUACAGCAUGUUUGUGAGUGUGAUAUUGCUUAAGCACAGAUGGUUUGGCUUCUAAAAACUGAUUCUGAACCAGUAACAUAUAAAAAGUAUUGCUGCAAGCAGAAAUUACGGGGCUAAACACAACUACAGCAUGUAAGGAAGUAUGAUUGGACAUCACUGAUUAUGAUUUCAAGAAAAGUGGUAUAAAAAACGUAAGUAGAAUUGCUUAUAUUACAAUACAAUUCAUAAUAACUUUUGUCCAAUAGGUGGCGCUGUCACCAACUCUAUAUGGUGCAGUUGGGGUGUGAUGUCAUGAUUUUAGGCCAAACUAUUCAGAGGUUAUAAGCAAAAAGAACAAUUUGUCAUAUUUCUUGAACAGUAGGUGGCGCUGUACCGAAACUGUGCAGAUACCCUCAGGUCAUGCUUGUGAUGACAUAUACCAAGAUUCGUGUCAGUACGCUAAAGCGUUGCGAAGAUACAGCCUCACGUCCAUUUUGGCACUCUCGCCAUCAAAUUCGUAUUUGCGGUAUACGAAAACGGUUUGGUCUGUCUUCAUGAAUUUCAUGCAUUUUUGUCAUGGGUGCCUCUAGAUGAUACAUGCAAAAUUUCGAGCAAAUCGGACAUACGGUCUAGGAGGAUUUUCAACAAGUGGGUUUUCAAUGAAAUUCUAAGUGGCGGACAGGAAGUAUGGCCGACCAUGGCAAAUAGGGUAUCAUCGUCUUCGGCAUGACCCACGGAAGCCUCAUGACAAAAGGCCACAUUUUUCAAAAGUUAUAAGCAUUUUAUUAUAUCUUAUAUCUAUUUUGAAUACCUUCAGGACAUGACCCCGAUGACACAUACCACAUUUUUUAAUGAUAUGCCAAUGCAUUUCUAAAAUACAGCAAUUUAGAACUAAAUUCCAAAUGGCCGACAUAGGAAAAUUGGGUAGGUGGCGCUGUGCCAAAACUGUGCAGGUACCAUCAGGUCUUGCUUGUGAUGACAUACACCAAGUUUAGUGUCAAAACAUUUACAACAAUCCAUUUUGGCAUGCUCGCAGUCAAAUUUGUUGAUGUGGUAAAUACGAAAACGGUUUAGUCUGUCAUCAUGAAUCUCAACUUUUUGUCAUGAGUGUUGUUGGAAACUCUCAGAGAGGACCAGGACACUCGGGUAAAGCUUCAGCAGGAUUCUUUAUUGUAGAAGAUCAGGAGCAUACGUCUCUUGCUGCAUUCAUCAAGUCUAACUUAGUGCGGCAUACAUUGUAUUUUAUAGGCAUUUAGGGGGCAGUACUUCCAGGUGGUUACAAAGCAUUCAGGUGAAACCAAAGCAUCCAAUGGGUGAAGACUCUAUAUUCUACUAGCCCUAAUCCAAUUAGCAUAACUAUCACAGAAAACAGGCUAAAAGGGACUAGACGUAGUUAGCAUGAGAAACAUGUCUUCAUUCACAUAGACUCUUGGUCAAAUGCACAAACAGGAUGACGCCAUUGGUAGAAAAUCUCACAGAGUCGCGAUACCAAAUGCCUUGAAAUCUCAAUACAAUGUGCAUCACUUUAGUUUUUCAUGUGAUGUUAUAUGAAAGACAGUAGACCACCUGAUCUUAUAAUUGCACUUAAAUUUGCAAUCCCACAGUAUCUUUAGAGAAUGCAUGCAAAAGUUCGAGAAAUAGGACAUACGGUCUAGGAGAAGUUAGAAAAAGUAGGAUUUUUGGAAAAUGGUGGAAACGACCACUCAUUGGGACUGAGUAUGACCCAAGGAAUCGGAGGAAAUAUUUAUUUAUUUUGUUUCUAGGACUUACGGUUCAAAAGGUAUAGGCCGAAACGUGUUUGCAACUUUUUUUUUUCUCUUCCCCUUUUCUCCCCAAUUUGGAUUGCCCAAUUCCCAAUGCGCUCUAAGUCCUCAUGGUGGCGUAGUGACUCGCCUCAAUCCGGGUGGCGGAGGACGAAUCUCAGUUGCCUCCGCAUCUGAGACCAUCAAUCCACGCAUGUUGAGCGUGUUACCGUGAAGACGUAGCGCGUGUGGAGGCUUCACGCUAAUCUACGUGGCAUCCACGCAGAACUCACCAUGCGCCCCACUGAGAGCGAGAACCACAUUAUAGUGACCACGAGGAAGUUACCCCAUGUGACUCUACCCUCCCUAGCAACCGGGCCAAUUGGUUGCUUAGGAAGCCUGACUGGAGUCACUCAGCACGCCCUGGAUUUGAACUUGCGACUCCAGCCCGCAGAGGAUGUGAGCGUGGUGGCGUGGAACAGUCAGGUGCCACAUAUACUGGCAUCUGCAAACCCAAGCGGGAAAGCCGUCGUCUGGGACCUGAGGAAGAACGAGCCCAUCAUCAAAAUCAGUGACCAUAGCAACCGGAUGCACUGUUCGGGGAUGUUGUGGCAUCCAGAUGUGGCGACUCAGCUGGCCUUGGCAUCAGAAGACGACAGACUUCCUGUGAUACAGAUGUGGGACCUUCGCUUUGCAACCUCACCGCUGAAAGUCUUGGAGAAUCACACCAGAGGAAUUCUGUCCAUCUCGUGGAGUCAGGCUGAUCCGGAACUUCUGUUGAGCAGCGGCAAAGACAACCGUAUCCUGUGCUGGAACCCAAACACUGGCGAGGUGAUUUAUGAACUGCCAACAGCCAAUCAGUGGUGUUUUGAUGUGCAGUGGUGUCCGCGUAACCCCGCCCUCCUGUCUGCCGCAUCAUUUGACGGACGGAUCAGUGUGUACUCUAUUAUGGGGGGACGUCUUCAACAACAUCAGCACAGCACGGUGGAUCAGAUCUCGGCUUCAUUUGAUACCAAUGACCCAUUUGGAACAGGUCAGUCUCUUCCCCCUCUGCAGGUGCCUCAGCCCACAGUAGAGACCACCAUCAUACCACCCCUGAAAAAGCCGCCCAAGUGGGUACGGAGGCCUGUAGGAGCCUGUUUUGCUUUCGGUGGAAAACUGGUGACGUUUGAGAACCCUAAUUUGAGCCCCCAGCAGACGCCAUCCCAGCCCCUCCCUCGACAGGUCCACGUGAGUCAGGUGACCACAGAGACAGAGUUUCUUCAGCGCUCGACAGAACUGCAGACCGCUCUGCAGUCCGGAUCUUUCACCAGCUACUGUCAGAGUAAAAUCAUCAGUGCCUCUUCUGAUGCCGAGCAGGACAUAUGGAGGUUCCUGAUGGUGAAUUUUGAAGAUGAAGCGCGUGUGAAAUUUUUACGGCUGUUGGGCUUCAGUAAAGAAGAGCUGGAGAGGAAGAUCUCAGCGUGUUUGGGGAGAAACCUAAAGCCCAACGGUUUAGAUGUCAAUGAACUCACUGAGAAGAUGCAGACACUUUCUGAUCAGAGGGGAGAUGAAUCGGGCGGAGCUGCAGAUGGUGUGACCGGCCGAGAUUCGCCUGCUGAUUUCUUUAGUCAACUACCAAAGAAGAAGAAAGAACUGUUUCAGAUCCCCGUAUCGUCAGAUACAGAAGGUUUGAUCAGUCAGGCACUGUUAGUGGGUAAUUUCGAGGGUGCGGUUGACCUUUGUUUGAAUGAUGGGCGUUUCGCUGAGGCCAUCCUCCUGUCAAUCAGCGGAGGGGAGGAGCUACUGAAAAAGACCCAGCAACGAUACCUCAACCGACAAACCAACAGCGUCUCCAUGUUGAUCUCGUCAGUGGUGACACAGAACUGGCGUGAUAUUGUUGAGAGCUGUGAGCUCAAUAACUGGAAAGAAGCGCUCGCGGCCCUGCUUACCUACGCUAACCCAGAAGAGUUUGCUCCUCUUUGCGACACUCUGGGCUCACGUCUGGAGGCUGUGGGUGCAGAGAAAUGCUGUCUGCAAGCCUGUCUGUGUUUCAUCUGCUCUGGAAACAUUGAGCGUCUGGUGGAGUGCUGGACGUCCCAGAGAGACUGCUCCUCUCCACUUGCACUGGAGAAUCUGGUGGAGAAGGUGAUGAUCUUGCGGAAAUCAGUUGAACGUUUGCGAAAUAGUGAGGUGUGUGUUCAGAGUUCAACGCUGACGGAGAAACUCAUCCAGUACUCCAGUAUUCUGGCGUCACAGGGCAGCUUGAGUUGUGCGCUAAACUACCUGCCUGACAACUCUGACCAGGCUGCCGUUUGUCUGUUGAGAGACAGACUGUCUCGUGCAAAGGGUGAAAUAAUGCAGAGACAGCAACCUGUAGCACCAGCAGGGGUCGCCAAACCUGCAGCCACUGCAGACACACACACUCCUCCAACACCUGCAACACACACACAGUACCCACCCACAGUACCUCCUCAAAUGCCCCAGUCAGGACAGCAGAUGCCCCGCCUCUUCACCCCACAGCAGGGUCCUAAACCUGGAGCAGGUGCCCCUCCCCUUGGUGGACUGAGACCAGCGUACCCACAGAACCCCUCAACAAUGCCAGGUUUCCACUCAUCUCAGUCAUUCACUCCUCAGUCUGGGCCUCAAGGGGCCCCCGGUGGUUUCAUGUUAGGCCCCUCGAUGCCCCCCUCAAGCCUGUCAGGCCCCUCUGUUGCCCCCUCCUCUCCCCCAGGCCCCAUGAUGCCCGCUCCACCUGCCCCAGGGUUCAUAUCCCCCACCUCUCUGCCAGGGGGACCCAUGCCCAUGUUUCCAGGAGCUCCACACUCACAGGGCCCUGCACAUCCUCCCAGCGGUGUGUAUGGGUAUCCUCAGGGGGGCCCAGGCGCUCCAGCGGCCAAGAGCUUCAUGAGUGCUGGUGUUCCUCCUCCACCCAUAGGUGCACAGGACGGGUGGAACGACCCUCCAGCUGUUCGUGCAGGAGCACGCAUGAAAAAGCUACAAGAGAACUACACACCACCUGCUCCGAUCACAGCUCCAGUGAUGGGAUAUCCUGUAGAAGCUUCUGUUCCUCAGGACCGAGUUCAGGUGCCACCAGGAGCUCCUCAAGAGCCUGGCUUACAGUCUUUACAGCAGCUUUCUGCAGAGCGUGUUGAGCAGAAGGAAAUUCCUGCAGAACACAUGAUACUGAAGACCACCUUCAGCAGCCUCGUUCAGCGCUGUCAACUGGCCGCAACAGACCCGCAAACCAAGCGUAAACUGGACGAUGGCUGUAAACGUCUUGAGAGUCUGUACGACAAACUGAGAGAUCAAGCGCUGUCUCCCGGUAUCCUGGCGGGGCUGCACGAGAUCGGCCGCUGCGUCACCGCUCGUAACUAUCAGCAGGGUUUGGAGAUUCACACGCAGGUCGUGAGCAGCAGUAACUUCAGCGAGAUCUCCGCCUUCAUGCCCGUCCUCAAAGUGCUCAUGACCAUCGCAAACAAACUGUCCGUCUGAUCCCGGGACAGUCAUCACUCCAGUGUUAAACGCCAAAACGCAACAAAUGCAGACCUGAUUUCUUUGCUUUAUUUUGUAGAUCUGUCACUGAACUGUGCUUUAAGAAUGAAUUCACCAUUACGGCUGUGA